AUGCAUCCUGUUAGAAGAAGAAAAAAGAGGUCAAAUUACGGAAUCAAAACAGUGGAAAUUGCUCGUGGUAAAAAUGGAUUCGGUUUUACAAUUUCAGGACAGCAACCAUGCAUUUUGAGUUGUAUUGUCAGUGGUAGUCCUGCUGAAAGAGCUGGAUUAAGACCCGGAGAUUAUUUGGUAGCCGUAAAUGGACAGAGUGUUAGCAAGCUACUUCAUGAUGAUGUUGUAAGACUUAUUGGUUGUUUAAAUGGAGUGCUUAAAUUACAAAUAGCUGAAAAUUAUUAUUCUGAUAGCUCCGAUGAAGAUAAUAUUGCCUCAGUUAGAGCUAAACCUAAGUUUGUUCAUAAACCUAGAAAUGUAAAUGCCAAUCAUCGCUCAAAUGGAAUUCAACCUGGUCGUUCUUCGAAAACCUGCAAAGAUAACAGACUGAUAGGAGAAUCUUCUUCUCAUUCCACCAUCCAUACUUCUUGGGAUCUACCAACAAUUUCUGUACCUAGAGUUUCAAAUGCUCAAAAUCCUAGUACUUCAAAAGAAGAACUUAGCUUUGUGAUUGGUUACUUAGGAACAAUUGAAAUGCCUAAACAAAUUCAACCUGGCUGCCGUCCCCAAAUUGUAAGGGGUUGCAUAAAAAGAUUAAGAACAGAAAAAAGAUCACAUAGUUGGGUGUUAAUGAAAGUUCAUGCUGAUGGAGUUACAGUUGCUGGAAACGGAGGCAAAGUAUUAGCCGAGUAUCCUGUAAAUAAAAUCACAUUUUGUGGACCAAGUUCUGAAGAAGAUAAAAAGUAUUUCGGUUUGGUUACAAUGGCUUCUGGUGACGGUAAUGAGGUGUUACCAUCAAGUUCUUGCCAUGUAUUUGCAGUUCAAUCAAAUCUUUUUGAACAUUCAAAACAUUUUAGCAAGGCUUCUUCUUUUAAAAUAACUUGCACAUCGGGACCUCUAUCUAGGGGAUGUUUUGAAUUUCCCCCUACAUCCGAGCCAAUUUUAAAUGCAAUCAAAUCAUUCUGCUUAACUAAAGACGAAAAUAACGCAAAUUUAGUUCAAAAUGAGAUGCUUUUGGCUAAUUCACCCCAACCGUCUCAUUCUGGAUCAACUGCGGCAAGUAGUAAUAGCGAUUCAGGAAUCGGUUUUAGAGACGACGGUGGCAAUCAAUCAGACAGAAUUGUUAUGGUUGACGUUGAAAAUCAAAGACUGCACAUCCAGCAACUGUACAGCAACUCAAAGUGUUUAGGAAAUACGAGUGCCUUAGAUAUACAACUCCAACCUUCGAACGAAAGUCUGGAAACGUCUCAAAAUCUGCAUCACACAUUUUCUAAUAUAAAUGCUUUUUGCCGUUUGCCAAAGUUAUCGGAUCAAGCUUAUGAAUCUUGUUCGACAGAUCAUCGUUUGACGGUGCGAGCCAUUCCUGAUUCAAAAGUUCCUACUAGCAACAGAAGCAGAUCUCCUUUAAUUUCAUCUUCCUCCUCCUCCUCCUCCUCCUCAGAAGAUGAAGAAAAUACUUUAACUAAACAUUCCCAUUUGAAAAAUUUAUCGGCAAAAGUUAAAUCUGGAAGAAGUUCUUCAAAAAAGUACUUGAAAGAAGACCCGUCGAAAUCAUUGUCUCUAUCCGGCAUAUGGUACGAAAAAUCAAUUUUCUAUCAAUUAGGUUUAUUACCCAAUCAAUCGACUCACGGUGGAAAAGUCAAAGUAGUACCUGGAUCAAAUUAUAAAGCCACGUCCAGAUCUUCGGAUUGUCUCGAUAAUUCGGGUUGUGGCUUUCAGAAAGCGGAACCCGAUGAUGCGAAUGGAAAAAUGAAUUCCAGAUCGACGGAUAAUUUAAUGCAAAUAAGUAACAGUUAUGACUACGUAAAAAGUUACAAACUGACUCCUCAAGUUAAAGGUGUUUCUAGUUUUCCAUAUUCAAAAGUAAAUAGUCCCCUUUCGAUUUCUUACGGCGAAGGCAACAUCGUGCAAUUGAACAGAAGAUCAGUUAAAGUUAAAUCAAAUAACGAAUCCUCAUCGUUGUGUUGUGACGAAUCAAACGACCCGACAUUAUCAUCGUACGCCUCAAAUGAAAAUUCGAAUGGGAAAGAAUUCGCCGACGGGAAAAGCCAAAUCGGAAAAAGCGACUCGAAAAAAAAUCUAUUCAAAUCAGCCGACGACAUGAGCAUAUGCAGUUAUAAAAGCAACGAUGCACUUCUCUUAUACAAAUUAAGUCCGAAGGUUUUCGGUUUGAAAAGACCGUUGAUAACUCAAAGUCUCGAGGAUUUGAAAGAUUCCGACGCGUUAAAAAAUUCAACGGAUAAAGUUUUUGACAGUUCAUCGAAACUUCAUCAAUGGGGGAGCCUCCAAGAUUUGAGAAAUUUAAUGCCGAAAAACUUUGACGGAUCUCUCAUGUUGAAAAAUUCCGCUUUUAUCCUCCUAGCCUCUGCAUUUGGAAUUAAAGUAAUUUUAAACGUGGAGUUAAAAGAAUUAAUUUAA
Molecule: messenger RNA, 2457 nt
Organism: Pediculus humanus corporis (human body louse)
Lineage: Eukaryota; Metazoa; Arthropoda; Insecta; Psocodea; Pediculidae
Exons: 2
Coding region: 1-2457 (818 amino acids)
Molecular function (GO): GTPase activator activity; protein binding
Source: RefSeq, a predicted model, not a curated record